Messenger RNA from Xenopus laevis (African clawed frog), 3219 nucleotides. Its product is annotated as uromodulin. The transcript has 18 exons. The record is from RefSeq and is a predicted model, not a curated record. Lineage: Eukaryota; Metazoa; Chordata; Amphibia; Anura; Pipidae. The coding region runs from base 74 to 2920 and encodes 948 amino acids.
UACUCAAGGUGCAGAACACCUGAAAGCUGCUUUGUUAUGUGCAACUAACUUGUGUUUUUGUUUCAGGGUAAAAAUGUUGAUGCAUAUGUUGCCAGCAUUGCUGAUUUUAUUUUUGGCAUCUGAUAGGUCCCAUGCCCAGACAAGCUAUGUUACAGGAUAUACAUCCAAAGUAAGCACAGGGUCGUCACCAUCAGCCAUCUCAUCCUCUCUGACAUAUUUAGUGGACACUACAGGGUCAAUGUAUGAUGAUCUCCAGCAGUUGAAAUUGGUGAAUAAUUGGCUUCUUGAUCGCAUAACAGCACGAUUCCCAUAUGGAGUACGCCAGUAUACAAUGGUUGAGUUUAAUGACCCAACCUUUGGUCAAGUAAAGGUGACCUAUUCAAUGGAUGAGUUUAAAGCGUUUUUCAAUAAUCUCUAUGCCUACGAUGGAGGCGACUGUCCAGAACUUGCAAUGAAUGGGCUCAAAGUGGCUUUAGAGAAUUCCCCACCCAAAUCUUUCAUUCUGGUGCUCACAGAUGCAUCUGCCAAAGAUUACACAAACACUGCUCUUCUAAACAACAUAUAUUCACUUAUUAAUACCAAACAGUCACAGGUUGUCUUUUUGAUUACAGGGCUUUGCUGGGGUUUAGAUGAUCCAGCAUUCCUUAUUUACAGGGAUAUUGCUUCUAAGAGCUCUGGGCAUGUCUUCCAAAUUGGCCUCUCAGAUCUGAACAAAGUGUUUAAUUAUCUAGACUUCACGCUAUCAAGACCUGCUAACAAUACAGAAAGACUUUUGUACAGAUACUACAAUGGCAGUCAUACUGAUAACUUUUCCAUAUCAACUAACUACACUACCUUACUGUUCAUCACUGAUGGCCCAAUUACCUCAAUAAGAAUUAUUGGACCUGACUUGAAGGACUCAAAUCCAAAGGCAAUUGUGUCUGAAACCUGGGGUUCAAUGUAUCAGGUUAACAACCCUGCCAAAGGGAAAUGGACCAUAUCUGUAAAUUCAAGCAGUCCUCAUGCUAUACAGGUGGAUGGAUUAACAGUUACCAACACAUCAUUGACUGCACGCUGUUCCAACUGUCAUCCCAAUGCUACAUGUGAAGCAUAUCUUGGCCUAUUUCAGUGUAGCUGUAAGGAUGGAUACAUUGGAGAUGGCUUCUCAUGUUUAGAUAUUGAUGAAUGUGCCUAUUCCUGGUUAAACAACUGUACUUAUGGAUAUUGUGUAAAUACAAUUGGCUCCUAUGACUGUGUGUGUCCUGUCGGAUACACAAAAGGAGCAGGAAAUACUUGUGUUGACAUUAAUGAAUGUUCUAGUCCAGACCUGAAUAAAUGCCACCCAUUAGCCACCUGCUUUAAUAAUGUUGGAUCAUAUUCAUGUGUGUGUCCACCUGGAGUUCUUGGUAAUGGAUUUUAUUGUGAAAUUGAUCAAUGUGCCAGAGGUGUGUGUGGGAGUAAUUUGGAUUGCAUUAAAAAUGGUGGCAGCUACUAUUGCUCUGAUCCAUGUGGCAAUCACACUGUUCUUAAUGAACCCUGGAGAAGCACGGCCAAUGCACAAUAUGUGGACGUCAAAUGUGACUAUGACAAAGUGGGCUGGUAUCGUUUCAUUGGAAAUGGAGGAAUACGCAUGCCGGAAUCCUGUGUUCCAAUGUUGAGGUGUAACACACAUGCACCUAUGUGGUUAGAUGGAUCACAUCCCAUUCCAACUGAUGGUAUUGUCAGUCGCCAAGCCUGUGCCCAUUGGUCUGGAGACUGUUGCCUUUGGUCAUCAACUGUACAGAUUAAGGCUUGUCCUGGUGGAUACCAUGUCUAUAAACUGAAUAGAACCCAAGGCUGCUCCUUAUCAUAUUGCACAGAUCCCACUUCACUCAAUGAUGCAUGCUUAUGCACUGACGAUGAGGAAUGCAGAUUUGUAUCUGGAUCCUAUGGGUGCUACUGCAAGGAAAAUCGGACUAUAACUGCUCUCUCAGACUUAAGGCCAACUGUGAACUGUGGAACGCAAAAAUUGAAAACAACUUUCCGAAAAUGUCAGCUGAGGGCUCUGAAAGUUGACGUCAAGGAUAUAAUACUCGCAGACAGUUCUUGCUUUGAUGUCCUGAAUGAUAAUAAUACCAACACAUAUUCAGUUCUGUCCCCUCUGCAAGCAGGGAACUGUGGGAUGAAAUUGAAAACCAAUAGCACCCAUGCCUUUUAUACAAAGAGUUUUGACUUCACCUUUCUACUUAAUGGUAUGAUUAUUAGAGAUAAGCUGACAACGACUUCAACCUGUAUUUACCCGCUUGAUAUGAGACUAAGUCUUAACGCUGCCCUCAAUCCCAUUAUCAGCACCACAUAUAUUAACACUACUGACACAGGAAAUUUUACUGCUCACAUGUCAGUUUACAACAGCAGCAGCUAUACGUAUCCAUACCAAGGAGUAUCUGUUGACAUAUUAACCAAAACGUUGAUUUAUAUUGGAGUGUUCCUUGAUGGGCCAGAUCCAUCCCUGUAUGCCUUGGUACUGAAAAACUGCUACGCUACUCCAUCAAGCAAUCCAGAUGAUCCCAUGAAAUAUUAUAUCAUCCAAAACAGCUGCCCCAGCAAGAGAGAUGGCACCGUCAGUGUAGCAGAAAAUGGCUUGUCUAGCCAAGCGAAAUUCUCUUUACAAAUGUUCGCAUUUGCAGGGAAUUAUAACCAAGUCUAUAUGCACUGUGAGAUCUAUGCGUGUGACACCAGCACCACGAUUUGCGCACCUUCAUGCUCAGGGUCCCGUGCCUUGGAUGUCACCACACAGACUACCUAUAGUGUGAAACUAGGACCAUUCACCAAACUAGAUCCAGCUGCCGCUUAUGAUCCAGCUCCUUCUGUAGCUGCCGCUUAUGGCACACGUGCAUCUUGGAUGGUUACUGGAACAAUGCUAAUGUUCUUGUCAAUAGUCUUCGUGUCUGGAAAGCAAUAAUCUUCUGCACUGGAUUUCUGGAGCCUGCACAACAAGCAGUAUAAAUAUAUAAUGUAUUUAUAGAUACCCCUGAAAUCUAGUCUCGGUGUUUGUAUACUGAACAUAUUAUAUAGAAAUACAAUGGUGAGUGGUGAUUAAUAUGGUUUCUACCUUUAUGAGAUUGCACAUAUCACUUCAUGGGACGGCUCACUGCCAUGUCUACAUAUUCAUGCGUGUUUACCGGUUUUUAAUUAACUUGUACUGAGUAUGUAUUCACUAUUUCUUGUUUGUUUCUCUUUAAAAUAAAUGACAGAAAAAUA